AUGAGUCUAAACUCCGCAGUUGCCUAUACUGUUCACCCAUUUUCAGUCGAUUGUGGUAUCAAUAUGAAACUUGAAGACUAUGCAAUUGACUCAAGUAACCCUGCUGAUGUUGUGACAGCUGCAGAAGUUCGUCAUGCCAUGUUUGGUACUAGAGGCUCUAUCUGCUUCUCAACCAUCGUUUGGCUUCAGAGAUUUUGGAUAGACAUUUGCAGGCUUUAG
Molecule: messenger RNA, 219 nt
Organism: Enterobius vermicularis (human pinworm)
Lineage: Eukaryota; Metazoa; Nematoda; Chromadorea; Rhabditida; Oxyuridae
Source: the annotation of a GenBank genome assembly